Molecule: messenger RNA, 3184 nt
Organism: Eleginops maclovinus (Patagonian blennie)
Lineage: Eukaryota; Metazoa; Chordata; Actinopteri; Perciformes; Eleginopidae
Gene: ch25h
Product: cholesterol 25-hydroxylase
Exons: 3
Coding region: 1414-2178 (254 amino acids)
Biological process (GO): sterol biosynthetic process; cholesterol metabolic process
Cellular component (GO): endoplasmic reticulum membrane
Molecular function (GO): steroid hydroxylase activity; C-4 methylsterol oxidase activity; iron ion binding
Source: RefSeq, a predicted model, not a curated record
UUUUUCUCCGACCCCCCCACCCCCCUCCUCACCAUCUUCUCCCGGCUCUGGUCCCUCACUGGGUGCGGAUCGGGAGCCUCCUGCCCGGCCCGGAACUCCAGGCAGAUCAACAGCUCCGGUCCUCCUGACACCAGCUUCUGCAGCUCGGCCACUGCAGAGAGAACCAGAGCCUCCAUCACCGCAGAGAGCUGCGUGUACAGGCCGGGGAAGAGGCUCAUUCUGCCGGGGAGACAGAGCCACUGCUGCCGCUGGACCUCCGGAGCUAGCGGAGGAGCUAAAACAGGAGCUAAAACAGGAGCUAACAGAGGCGCUAACGGAGGCGCUAACGGAGGCUAACUGAGCUCUUUGUUGUUAUUAUAUUACAUUUAUAAAAGUUGCUUUUUAUAUUAUAAUGUAAUAAAGAGAAACUUAAAAUAAAUCUGACUUUAGAGCAGAAACAGUGAGCAGGAAGUGAUUCUGAGGUCACUUCAGGGUUCAUCCUCUGCCUCCGGCCCUUACCUCCCCCUGCUGCUCGGGAGGGGACCAGACAGGACGAGCUGCUGUCUGUACAAACAAACAAACCAAUCAGAAUCCCUUUAUGGGUCCCACAGAGGGAACAUUUAAAUGUGCUACAGCAGCAGCAGAGCCAGAGACAGCUUUACAAAAGAAAAUAUGCAAUACAAAUAUAAAGAAAACACACACUUUAUAAAACACACAUCCUGAAGGAGAUAUGGAGCCAGGGGCCAUGCUGGUUAAAGAGUCUGACCGCCUCAGGAAGGAAGGACCUCCGUGAGACACCGCGGGUGCAGCAGCCUGUCGCUGAAGGAGCUGCACAGUGCGGACAGGGUGUCCUGGAGGGUGGGGGGACACAUUGUCCAGCAGGGAGGACAGCUUGGCUGCCAUUCUCCUGUCUCCCACCACCUCCACAGUGUCCAGAGGACUCCCCAGGACAGAUCUGGCCUUCCUUAUCAGUCUGUUCAGUCUCUUCCUGUCAGCAGCCGAGAUGCUGCAGCCCCAGCCGAACACACCAUAGAAAGAUGGCUGAUGCCCCCACAGAGUCAAAGAAGGUCUGAAGGAGUGCCCCAUGAUUGUGUGGUUGUGCUCUUUCUGUGUGUCUCGUAUCUAUUUAUCUUAUUUGCACCAUGUAUGUGGAGUUGUUGGAGGAGCACGCAACAUAAGAUUUUCAUUGCCAACAUAUACGUUGUAUCUGCUGUGCAUAUGACCAAUAAAACCUUGAAACCUAAUAUCUUUAGAUCUCAUAUCUGCAGCAGUGACGGAAUGUGUUUGUGUCUGGGCUUGCAGAGGGUUUCCUCAUGGACUGCUUGAGGAACCGGAAGUGUCCGCAUAAGGAGUUGCUGUCAGAGGGGGGCGGGGCCUCCGGGUCUAUAUAAGCCCUGUGGUGCAGCGGCUCACAGAAUAACUCUCACACAUGUGAUGGAGAUGAUGAUACUGCAGCCUCUCUGGGACUUCCUGCUGGGUCACGCGUCCCUCCUGCAGUCCCCCCUGUUCCCUGUGUUCUUCUCACUUGGGGCUUACCUCACCUGCUGCCUGCCCUACCUGCUUUUGGACCUGCUGUCCCUCAGGUGGGCCUCUGUGCGCAGGUACAAGCUGCAGUCUAAGAGCACCGUCAGCUGGGCCUCAGUGUGGAGCUGCCUAUCUCUGACGCUCUACAACCACCUGGUGUUCCUGCUGCCGGUCACCGUGUUGCACUGGCACCUGAGCACCGGCCAGCUGCCGGCUCAGGCCCCGGCCCUGCCCCGCCUCCUGGCCCAGGUGUUCGUCUGCCUGCUGCUGUUUGAUUUCCAGAGCUUCACUUGGCACCUGCUGCACCACAGGGUGCCAUGGCUGUACUGCACCUUCCACAAGGUGCACCACACCUACACCUCCACCUCGGCCCUCACCACAGAGGCCUCGGGGGCCAUGGAGACCCUGAGCUUGGGCUUCUUCUCCGGCUGCACCCCCGUGCUGCUGGGCCUGCACCCCCUCAGCCAGCUGAGCUUCUUCCUGCUGAACAUCUGGCUGUCUGUGGAGGACCACUGCGGGUAUGACCUGCCGUGGGCCACGCACCGCGUUGUACCCCUCCAGCUGUACGGGGGGGCCCGGCACCACGACCUGCACCACCUCAAGUCCAACUGCAACUACGCCCCCUACUUCACCCACUGGGACCGGCUGAUCGGGACCCUGGAGACCCGGGACUGAGCACUGGAGGGAGGUCAAGAGACAAAGAUGAGGAGAUGGACAUGAAGCUAUGUGGACAAAGAGAUGGAGAGGUAAAGAGACAAAGAUGAGGAGAUGGACAUGAAGCUAUGUGGACAAAGAGAUGGAGAGGUAAAGAGACAAACAUGAGGAGAUGGACAUGAAGCUAUGUGGACAAAGAGAUGGAGAGGUAAAGAGACAAACAUGAGGAGAUGGACAUGAAGCUAUGUGGACAAAGAGAUGGAGAGGUAAAGAGACAAACAUGAGGAGAUGGACAUGAAGCUAUGUGGACAAAGAGAUGGAGAGGUAAAGAGACAAACAUGAGGAGAUGGACAUGAAGCUAUGUGGACAAAGAGAUGGAGAGGUCAAGAGACAAACAUGAGGAGAUGGACAUGAAGCUAUGUGGACAAAGAGAUGGAGAGGUCAAGAGACAAACAUGAGGAGAUGGAGGUCAAAAAACAGACUUCAAGGGAUGGAGACAAAGAUGGAAAUUGAUGGACUGAAAGAGAUGGAGAUAAAGCAAUUUCACAAAUUCAUUGUAACUGAACUAUAUUUGUGUUAAACUAAACAAGGUUUUUAUAUGUUGUCCAGUUUUCUGAAAAUAAGUUUGUGGUAUGCAUUUUGGUAAACAAGCUCAGAUUUACAGAUUCCACUUCACAUCAUCUUUUACAUUAAAAGAAUAUUAAUAGCUGUGUUUAUGGCUGAUCAUAUAAAGAUGUAUUUAUUUAUUAACUUCCACCGUCAUGUUGUUGGUGGAGUGUUUAAUGAGUGAAAUCUAGAGGAAGGAAACCACGAUAAGACGUCUUAAAUGUGUAACGUUCAUAUUGAACUCCGCUCUCAGAGUCCCUGAUGGCAGCUACAGACGCUCUGUUUCAGAGGAACGAGUAUUUAGUCUGUGUUGGUGCUUCCUGUUCCUCAGACAGUAUUUGACAUGAUUGUGACUGAAAGUGGAAACAAUAUUUAUGAAGAACAUAUUUUUGCACUUUGAUUAAAACGAACUGAAAAUAAA